Molecule: messenger RNA, 1284 nt
Organism: Triticum aestivum (bread wheat)
Lineage: Eukaryota; Viridiplantae; Streptophyta; Magnoliopsida; Poales; Poaceae
Product: disease resistance protein RGA2-like
Exons: 1
Source: RefSeq, a predicted model, not a curated record
UACAACCUUGAGAAGAUAGAUACAACAGAAGAAGCAGCUCAAGCAAAACUGAUGGAGAAAAAUUACUUGAGGAGGUUAACAUUGGACUGGGAUAGUAAGCGAUCUAGUAUUGAUCCUGGUGUGGAAGCAGCGGUUCUUGAGAGCCUUCAUCCACAUGGAGAUCUUCAGGUGUUGUGCAUUAGAGGGCACGGAGGUCCUUCUUGUCCAUCAUGGCUGGGUGAUGAGUUCGCUGCUGAAGGUCUACAAGCUCUUUAUCUGUAUGGUGUUUCUUGGGAAGUUUUUCCUUCUUUAGGGAAGGCGUGGGAUCUUCGUGAAUUAAGGUUUGAGCAUAUUGCCAGGCCGAAGGAGUUUACUAUAGAGAAAAGCUUUUGCAUGCUAAUAAAGUUUGAACUCAUUGGCCUAGGAAGUUUUGAAAAAUGGAUUUUCCCAGCUGAACGAGAUUCUUCCCUGGAUGGAGAGCGGUUGCCAACGGAUGCUCAUACGUUCCCUCUCUUGCAAGUGCUGAUUAUUAAAGAGUGCCCGAAAUUCUUAGAGUUUCCAAUUUCAAACCAUAUUCUUUAUCCUAAACUACAGGAGCUCAAGAUACAGGACUGUCCAGAAUUCUUGUCUCCCAUCUCCUGGACUGAAAGUCUGCGUAAUGUCGAGUUAGCAAAUGUGAAACUAUUAAAGAGGUUUACAUACUCAGGAUCAUCCGGUGGAGCAGAAUUGAAAAUUACCGGAGAGAGUGAUCUGCUUAGCUUAGACCAAGUGUUACUUUUCAGUAAAGAAACAGGUAUUGAGAAGCUGACACUGGACAAGUGCCCACCUCUGGAGUUGAAGCACCUUCUGAUGCUAACCUCGCUGAGGACAUUGAUUGUAAAAGAAUCAGUUGGUCUAGUUGGACCACUAGGAGGAGGUCAGAGUGAUGUGGAAUGGCAGCUCCCUGUUGAGUAUAUCAAGAUCUACAAAUUAAAUGGUAAUACUGGCAAGGAACUGACAGAGCUCCUCCCCCACCUCCCAAAGCUCUCCAAAUUGGUAAUAUGGUGGUGUAAAAGCAUAAAAAAGCUGGUAGUGGGGGUGGAUGUGCAACAAACAACACAAGAAGCAUCAGAGAUGGGGGGAGGUGAAAUAACAGCAGCAGCAGAGGAAGAGGAUGAUGGGGUGCUGCUCCUCCCAGCUCAUCUCUGUGACUCACUACGGGAAUUGUGGUUCAAUUACUGCCCAGAGCUGGUCCUGGUUGACCCUCCAACUCUUGUUCCUGGUGGAGGAUGGCUCCAAGCCUUGCGAUCCCUCCAGAGAUUAACA